AUGUCUGACUUUCUUGAACAGUUGCAGCAGCAGGCAAGCAUGUAUGCCAUCUGCAGCAACACUGUCUCCGUGAUGGUAGGGAUGAGCGACACAGCAGAGGAGCUGUCGCUCCGUUCCUACGAUAGUUUUACAGGUACCUCCUACAUCUGCAAUCUGAGCGAGAAGGCCCUUCAGACAGCGAAGGCCUCUCUGUGUGACAAUGCCGAUUGGAGCAGCUUCUUUCGCGAGGUUCAGCUGGCAUUCAAUUCGGGUAAAGUAAUCGUGCAGCCUGGGAAUGCGCGCCGAGCCGCCGGUACAACCACUGAGUCAGUUUCCGCCGACUUCAAAGACCUAGCAUGCUCGAUGGAAGUGCAGUGCCUGUCGAGCUCAGAGGAGAAGCGUGCAAGCUUUGUGCUUGAGCGUACCGUUGUGGACCAACAAAAGUACAUUCUCGAGCACAUGCUGGAGGCGCAUCACAUGUGUCGCCAUCCGAAGGAGUACGAGCAGAGGCUGUCCCACAUUGUCGAGGUCAAGGAGGUAGCGCGCGCGAAGCGCAAGGCACUUGAUUGUGAACUGAUCGCGCUGAACGAUAAUCUGACACGCAACAAGCACAAGCAGAAGAUGUGCAACGAGCGUAAAGCGGAGCUUCUGCAAAAGAUCGGUGGCUGCGAUACGGAGAACACGGGGAAUCCGUGGCGGGCAGUUCAGGCAAAGCAGCAGAAAGAAGCCGGCGAGAACAACGAGUCUCGGCUUCCAAACCCGCUCGGCAAUCGCACCUGCAAGGACUUUGACCUUGUACUGUUUCGCAUGAUCAAGAGUCGAUGGUUGUCACCGGAGGAGUGCGACGCAUCCUCGCCCGCGAAUCGCGUCGUGAAGCCGUUCUCCAAAGAGGACUUCGCCAUACAAGUGAGUCAACUCUCGGGUAGCCGAGCUGUGGUGUGGAAGGCGCUGGACUCCAUCGACAGAUGGAGCUACCGCGUGUUUGAUGUCCAAGUAGCCAUGAGCGGUGACGACUACCUCUCGCUCCCAGCGCAGACACACGGCGGGUCUCUCCUUGUAACCAUGUACGCACUGCUGUGCAUGCACGACUUCCUGCAGAAGUUCAAUAUUGACGAGCAAAUCGCGCUCGACUGGAUUAGCGCAGUGGAGGCGGGCUAUCAAGGCAACCCGUAUCACAACUCGAUGCACGCGGCGGAUGUGCUGCAGAUUACGCACUUCGUCAUUACACAGGGGGGAUUGGCGAAGCGGUGCAAUCUCAGCGACAUCCAGGUCUUCUCUGCCAUGCUGGCUGCUUCGAUCCACGACUUCGACCACCCUGGGACCAACAAUAACUUCCAUGUCAAGACUGGCAGCUACCUUGCAACGCUGUACAACGAUCGUAGUGUCCUCGAGAAUCUGCAUGUGAGCAGCGUUUUCGAGCUCAUGAAGAACCCAGCCUUUAAUAUUCUAGCCAGCUUUAGUGAUGAGGAGCGUCAUGAGAUUCGAGAGACGAUGAUAGAGAUGGUACUGGCGACAGACAUGGGUUCUCACGGAAAAUACGUGGCGAGUCUGAAGAGCAAGAUGCAGGAGGGCUCCAGUUUCACCAGGACCGACGAACAGAUUCUCUGCCUCUCGAUUGCUCUGAAGAUGGCCGACAUUUCAAACUGCGGGCGCCCGCUCGACAUCUACCUGCGCUGGGGAGAGAAGGUGUCGGACGAGUUCUACCAACAAGGUGACCGCGAGCGCAAUCUGGGCCUCGAUUGCAGUCCCUUCAUGGAUCGCCUGCAUCCAAGCCUUGCGAAGAGCCAGAUUGCCUUCAUGAAUUACAUCAUCACACCCUUCUUCGAGCAGGUGGCCGAUCUCUUGCCUGAUAUGCGCUUCGCGGUGGGGUUGGUCGAGGAAAACAAAGCGUAUUGGGCUAGCCACGAUGACUCGUAG
Molecule: messenger RNA, 1896 nt
Organism: Leishmania braziliensis MHOM/BR/75/M2904
Lineage: Eukaryota; Euglenozoa; Kinetoplastea; Trypanosomatida; Trypanosomatidae
Gene: PDEA
Product: putative cAMP phosphodiesterase A
Exons: 1
Coding region: 1-1896 (631 amino acids)
Biological process (GO): signal transduction
Molecular function (GO): 3',5'-cyclic-nucleotide phosphodiesterase activity
Source: RefSeq, a predicted model, not a curated record